Messenger RNA from Symbiodinium sp. CCMP2592, 852 nucleotides. NCBI's taxonomy places the organism in Eukaryota, Dinophyceae, Suessiales, Symbiodiniaceae. The record is from the annotation of a GenBank genome assembly.
AUGGUGGACGUGGGCAGUACGUGCUGGGGGCCGGAGGAACUGGAACAUGAAGAGCAGGAGCAGAAGGAGGAGGAGCAGCAUGCUGCGGCCACCGCCACGGCAUGGCGACAGAUCAGCAAGGGCAGGCCGGAGAUAGCCUGCAGCAUGGGCUGUCGCAGCUCAAAGCAGGACGACUAUGCCGCCAAAAAGGAGGCGAAAGCCGAGAAGAAGGGGCACAAGGAAGAAAACACAGGCUUUCAGCAGAACAUGUCCUUCUUGCAAAAAGUCAACCUCUUCAAGCGGUUGCCCAAGGAUCAACACCCGCUUUUGGCCGCCAAUGUGAUUCCGACGAACUACAAAGCCGGACAGGUCGUUAUUGCGCAGGGUGAUCCAGGAUCGGAGUUCUUUGUCAUCAAGUCCGGAACGGCCACCGUCUCCAUCGCCCAGGAGGAACAGUCGGCCCAGCAGGUGGCCACACUAACUUCGGGCGACUACUUCGGCGAGGCGGCGCUACUCCGAGAUGAGCCGCGGACCGCGACAAUCACCGCCGCCACGAACUUGAGUACCCUCAAGUUGACCAGAGAGAAGUUCCGCGAGCUCGGGUUGCACGAGAAGCUGCAUUUCGCCAAUCGCAAGGCCGUCGGUGCUGGCAAGACGGCGCCGGUGGAGAAGAAGGAGAGAGCCGAAAAGGACGACGACGAGAAAGAAUUGAUGAGGAGGGCAUUGCUAAGCAAUGAAAGCUUGAACUCGAUGGUCGUCUUAGAUGACCAGCGUGUGAAGGAUAUCGUCGAUGUGGCGUGGAAAGAGGAGGUCCAGGAAGAUCAGGUCGUCAUCAAGGCCUGGCCGCUUUGUUUAGUCUACGGCAGAAAGUAA